AUGAACCUCGGCUGUGUGCUGCUCCUGGUGCCUCUGAUCCAGGUGUGCUGCGGGGCCACAGAGGAGCCGUGUGAGCCGGGAUUCAGUGAGCAGCGGUAUGCUUUCACCACGACCCGCAAGGUUCUGGAAAGAGGACGAGUCCUGGGCAAAGUGACGUUCAAUCCUUGCUCCUCGGGGUCCCGGGCUCUCUACUCCCCGAUGACACCCGGAUCCGAGUCUUCCCGGAUGGAAAGGUGUCAGUGAAGAGGCAGAUCACCCUCCAUGAUGGAUCCGUCACCUUCGUGCUGAACGCCUGGGUCAGCGCUGGGCAGAAAUACUCCACGACGGUGUCUGUGAGAGGAACGAGAGGGAAGAGCAGGAAACGCCGCAAUUGUUGAAGAGGCAGAAAAGAGAUUGGUCGAUCCCUCCGGUGGCAUUCCCUGAGAAUGAUAGGGGGCCGUUCCCUAAACGCAUCAAUCAGGUUCGUUCGUCUGAAAGCGCAAAAACCAAGAAUAUUAAAUACUCCAUAAGUGGAGAAGGAGCCGACAAGCCCCCGGUUGGGGUCUUCACCAUGGAGGCCGACACCGGAAACCUCAUGGUUACCCAGCCUCUGGACAGGGAGAGGAAGGAGAAGUACCAGCUGGAGGUGCGAGCGAUGUCAGAGAACGGAACCCCCGUGGAAGUUCCAAAGACGUUCGUCAUUAAAGUGAUCGAUGUGAAUGACAAUCAGCCGUUCUUCACACAGAUUGUAUCUGAUGGCUUCGUGACGGAGGGAUCCCCGAAGGGCACAUCGGUGAUGGCGGUCGCAGCGAAGGAUUUGGACGACACGUUGGAGGGUAACAAUGGGGUCAUCCGAUAUUCCAUCGUCCAGCAAACACCGAAGGAGCCCAGCAAUGCGUUUGUCAUCGCCGCCGACAACGGGAUCAUCUCUGCCAAUGUGGAGGGGCUGAGCCAGAAGCACAACCCUAAAUUUACUUUAGUGGUCAGAGCAGCAGACAAGGAGGGCCACGGACAUGCAAUCACAAGAACAGUCGUGAUCACCGUGGGCAAGGCUGAUACCCCGGAAAUGUCGGGGGGCAGCCCCAAGUCUGCUGACCACACAUGUCCUGAAUAUUGCGCAGGGGACCCCGGCUAAAGGCCUGACAAUUACCUUGUCCAAGUUUCAUGCCAGAGAAGCAAAAUGGGAACAAAUGAGCAGAAGUGUCACCGACCAGGACGGCCGCUGCCCAGGGCUUCUACGCGGAGAACCUCUGACAGCCGGACCUUCCAGCUGCGCUUCGAUACCGCCGAAUACUGGAAGCAGUUACAAAUGGAGGCCUUCCACCCGUCUGUAGAGGUUACUUUCAACGUUAAUGACCCAAAAGAGAAAUAUCACGUGCCUCUCCUGAUCACCCCACAUUCCUAUUCCACCUACAGAGGGAGCUAG
Staurois parvus is the source of this 1405-nucleotide messenger RNA. NCBI's taxonomy places the organism in Eukaryota, Metazoa, Chordata, Amphibia, Anura, Ranidae. The record is from the annotation of a GenBank genome assembly.